Messenger RNA from Vitrella brassicaformis, 1641 nucleotides. The record is from the annotation of a GenBank genome assembly. Lineage: Eukaryota; Vitrellaceae.
CAGUCGCCCUCUCUUUCACUCUGUCGGUGGCUUUGGUCUGCCCUCCCUCUGCCUCACCCACCUUUCCACAUCCAUCGACGGGUCAAACCCACCCAAAGGAGACGCCACCACUGCCCAAUCAGGCGUCCGCCGCCAGUACACCUCAGGACAGCACGACACACUCUCUACUACACCACCCCCACUACCCUCACCCCGGCCCCCCAUGAGGUCAUGGAACCUCUCAAAGUCUAUCCAUGUAUGCCACUCCCCCGUCACAUCGUCCCGCAAUCGGUGGCUGGCGAUCAGCACCGAGUUGGAGUGGGCAUGCUCACACGCCAAUGAGUAGGAUGCGGCCGCCGACACCGCACCCGCAUGACCAGCUUCUGCUCCAUCACCACUCGGUUCGUUGCUCAGGGCCUCGACGAGCUGCUGGGCGAAUGCCUUGGUUUCCCACUGCUGCGGCACAUUCGUCAUCCGCAGCUGCAUUUGCCUCGACGCGCCAGGGAAGGUCAUGCCUUUCACCUCAACCAAGUCGGGCCGGCCGCGAUGAAUCAAAUCAGCAUAGCCCUGCACCUCGGUGUCGUUCCACUCCUUGACGACGGUCAGCCGAAACACUGUCCUCUCCCGCCGCUCUCGAAGCGCGUCAACCGAGUCGAGCAGACGGCCCCACGCAUCCUUGAACAAAGGCCGGUCUAUCUUCACGAGGGCGUCCUCUGACGGGGCAUCGACCGAUAGAUAGAGCUGCGUGACGGGCGACAGGGUGCGAAUCAGCUCGGGAUGCUGGCCGUUGGUCACGAGAAAGGUCGAGAUGCGGCGCUCGUGGAGCAUGGCGGUGAGCUGGUUGAUGUGGGGGUACAUGAUUGGCUCGCCGACCAAAGACAGGGCGCAAUGCUGAGGGCUCAGGGCCUCUUGUAGCCGCUCUGGUGUGACGCCCGGCGCAGAGGCCAUUUGCUGGACCAUCCUCUUGUGUGCCGCAACAGCAUGCUCGAUGAUCAUCUCUGGCGGAUCAGCAGUCCACCGGAAGCCUUUGCUCACGGGGUGGGUGUGGUGGCGCCUGACGUCAGCAACGCAGUAGCACAGAAUACACAGCACAGCAUCCCACAAUGAAUGCAAGAGAUCCGGUCAGGUCGGCUCACCAGCAGAAGACACAUCGAUUCGCACACGCGAGGGAUGUGGUGGUCUCCAUGCACCUGGUGAACAAGGAGCUGCAGAGAAAUGAUUCAUACCUUCUACCUACCGCACCUGUGCGACUCGAUGCCGUAGAAGGUGUGCUUAUAGCAUCCGCCCCGCCCUUUCAUUUGGCUCUUUGUCCACCGACACAUCUAUGUCACCACACAAGAACACACACACACACACACUGCAGUCAGUAGUGUGUCAUUCAUAUCGCCCCGGCGCAGCCGACCUUGACGGCGCUGUGAGUGCCGACCAGCUGAUAGCCCUGCUGAGAGAGAUUCUGCCUCAGCAACGGGUUGAGCAUCUCAGGCCGCUGGUUCCCUGCAGAUGGCGAUGAGCCGUAUCCUUCAUUCGCCUUGAGCGAAGCUGUGAUGCUGAAGCGCCUUGAUGAUUGGAGAAAGAUCUUUCCAGAUCUCAACCUGCAUGGGGUGGGAUGUGCGACCUUCAUCCUUGCGACCUUCGUCCCUGUCGUGCUUUAGUCCAACUCCC